Messenger RNA from Platichthys flesus (European flounder), 3492 nucleotides. RefSeq names its product leucine rich repeat and sterile alpha motif containing 1 (gene lrsam1). Lineage: Eukaryota; Metazoa; Chordata; Actinopteri; Pleuronectiformes; Pleuronectidae. The transcript is spliced from 25 exons. Gene Ontology annotation, molecular function: protein binding. Bases 330 to 2537 code for a protein of 735 amino acids. The record is from RefSeq and is a predicted model, not a curated record.
CAGCCUUCUUAUGAAAAAGUGAUCAUAUGUUCACAGAGUCUGUACACCGCUCACACGGGACGCACUGCUGUCUGCAGCUUUCUGUCCAUGACAGUAAACAGUAAGAAACCUUUCGAUUUCCCUUCUGCUUUACUCAGCCAAUCAGCAGCUAGGAUUAAAUGUUCGCCCUUAGCGUUAGCACAUCACGGACCAACCGUUAACUCAUUGGAGUGAGGAGCAGUGGAACAACAACAACACAAGGCCUUGGCGGCUCCUGCAGUGCAGUGGAGGGGCAGGAGGGAAAGCCAGUAGGCAGAGAGACUGCACAGAGGAGCGAGACGCAGAAUAGAAUGCCUCUGUUCUUCAGGAAGAAGAAGCCCAGCGAUGAGUCCCAAAAGAGACUGGAAUAUCAGCUGUGCCGGUCUAAGGAGGCGGGUGCCGAUGACAUCCUGGAUAUCUCAGCUUGUGAGCUCUCAGAUGUUCCCUCAAGUGCAUUUUCCAUGUGCAAGGUUCUACAGAAGAAGGUCUUUAUCCUCCACAACAAUGAGCUGAGGUCACUGCUGCCCAAAGGAUGCGACAUCUGUUCUCUGGCCACUUUAAAGGUUUUGGAUCUUCAUGAAAAUAAGAUCACAUCGCUGCCAGAAGACAUUGGGAAGCUGGCUUCACUGCAGAUUCUGAAUGUGGAGAAGAAUCGUUUAAAGGUAUUGCCAGAUUCCAUAGGGGACCUGCAGCUUCUGCAGACACUCAUUUUGAAGGGUAACGUUCUCAGUGAGCUGCCAUCAUCAGUUGGCUCUUUGAGCAGCCUGCGCUCCCUGGACCUGAGUGAUAACAACAUUGUCCAGCUCCCCAAACCUCUGGCCUACAUCCGCACGCUAGAGAGCUUUACACUUGAUGCUGCCAUGAUGACCUACCCACCUGCAUCUGUGUGCACAGAAGGCACAGAGAGCAUUCAACGCUUCCUAUGCACAGAGCUGGGAGAGGAGUACUGCCCACCAUCCCAGUACCUCCUGCCAGUGCUGGAGAAUGACUGUGGCAAACAGAACUGUGACCAGUGGGAUGGUUUGGAGGAGGCCUGGAAGAACAAAUUCAGUGACUACGAGAAGAGAAAGGAUCAGAAGCAGCAGGAGAAACUGGCCUUUGAGCGGCACCUCGUUGAGAGGCAAAACGAACAUACCCAGCUUGUGCUCACGAACACCUCCCGCAAGGAGAACAUACUCAACUCAGUUCGACAGGAGCAGGAGCGUAUGGAGCAUGGAGUCAGCCAACAGCAGAGGGCUCAGGAAGCCGAGAGGCUGCUGGUGCUGGAAAAAGUGAGACAAGCUGAAGAUGGCAUCAGCAGCCGUAUCAGCAACAUGCUGAUGGACAACCAGCGGCAGAAAAAGAGCACAGAGUUUCUUCAAGCCAUGGAGGAAGAUCGGAUCCGUAUGGAGCAUCUGACUGCCAUCACACAGGAAGAGGCCACUUCAUUGAGGAAGAGGGAGGUGGCAGUGGCCAUGCAGAAGAUGCUGUCAUACAGCUAUGCUAUGAACCUCCUUCAGGAAGCCAGUGACUGUCGCAGACGGAGCCUGGUCACUGAGGCCAAUAGAAGUAUGGAGAAUUCGGACAAGAGGUUCGAUAAGAUGUUGUCCCUCCAAGCUUUGGACAAAUCUAAAGCCAUUGCCCACAUCUUGCAAGAGGAGGAGAUGCAGAAAGUUGCAUUCCAGGCAUUGCAGUUGCAGAAAGAUGCUGUACACGGAACCAUCCGCAACCAGAUCAAGCUCAUUGAGGGUGAAUUAAUGCAACUGACUAAACUGGAAAUUAAAAGACGCAACCUGGAUGCUGAGAACCUGCAGGAGGUUCUGGUGGAGCAGCGCACAGCUCUCAGUGAUAUGUUGCAGCAGCUGCUGAAGCAGAGGGAGCAGAGAGAGCAGGAGCUGCGGCAGAUUCUGGUGGAGCUGGAGCAGAAGUGUGCGUCAAACCAGCAGAACUACUGGAUGAUACAGUAUCAGAGGCUGCUGGAUGCCAAGCCCAUGUCACUGCGAAUGCAGGAAGCGGGCGUUGAGAAAGAGCUGGUGAACCUGUUGUGUAAACUGGCGGCUCAACAUUACCUGCCCAUCCUGGCUCAUCAUCGAGUGACAACUGAGGCCCUUCGCCACAUGAGCUCCUCUGAUCUCAAGAAGCUUGGCAUUAAUGAGGUAGGAAUCCAGAAAGCUCUUCUGAACUGGGCCAGGGAAAACCAACCAGAAGCAGGAGCAUGUAAGGUGGUCCCUCAGGGUGAGGCAGCAGAAGACAUCCCCACAGCUCCAUCUCCUCCCUCCCCUCCUUCUUUUCCCAAUACAUCAGCGGCCCAGAUCCCCAGCCCCCCACUCACCCCAGGAUCCCCUGUCACUCCGGCAGCACCCAGCCCCGUGGAGGGACCGGGGAGCUCCGAGUGUGUGGUCUGCAUGGAGAAAGAGUCUCAGGUCAUCUUCCUGCCCUGUGGUCAUGUUUGCUGUUGUCAGGUGUGCAGCAACGCUCUGCAGAACUGCCCUUUGUGUCGUAGCAACAUAUCGCAGCAUGUACGACUCUACCACGGCUAGAACCAGCUGCACCACUGCCCUUCACCGACGGCAACACCCUUUAUUAAUGCAUGGUCAUGAAGCAGCUGUGAGCAAACCUCUUCCUAUAUAGAAAAGCUAUUAGCUGGAUUGUGAACAGUCAAUCAACUUUCCUGUUUUAAUCAGAAACCUCUUUGUCAUGUUUAUUAUGAAACAAAUUUGAAUAGAAUUCUUUAACGGUGUUAUUUUACUGGUAUUCCAAGCCUGUUUUAUUUUUUUAGUUUCUUUUGAUUGUAUAAUUUUUAUCUCAACUGAUAUGUGCCUUUUUAUAAAAUGUUUUUAUUUCAAACAAUACAAAUUGUUUCUGCAACAAAAGCACCAUGUGUUGACUAAGGCAAAUUAGACAGAAUCUACUGAUAGUUCGUCCAGGUCCCUCUGUACUUAUCCUUACUUAUCUUGUGUUAUUUCGUGGGAGUUAUCGAAGCAUAUAACGAUGACUUGACUGAAAAUUCAUUUUCAAAAGAAGCUUCUCCUCUUUUGGAUCUAUUCUUGACAUCCACCCCACUAUGGAUUGAUCAAAGCACCCAAAACUAUCUUCUGGGGUCCUAUUAACACCCUUAUUAACCCUUAUCAAAUAACUAAUACAAUGUUUUACCAUAUGACUGUGUGGUAAUCAGAAACAAAGACAUGUAAAAAUAUCCAAUAUGUACGUACAUUUUCAGCUUAUUAAAAAGUAGCAGACAAUAACAACCGACCAUAAUAAUAACAAUGAGUGAGUUAGUAUGAAGAGGAAGCUGAGUUUGCAUUUUAAGUGUUGGAAAAAGGGAUGAAGAAUGAAGAAGAAAGAAGUGAUUUUAAGUUCACAGAAACUGGCUAAAAUAAACAUAUAUCUUAUAUUUAAGUAUAAAUAUAUAAUAUAUGUCUAAUAUGUGUGAAUUUACUGUAUAUACUGCCUAUGUUGGAAGUAAAAAUAAAAUUCCGUAAAACAGUAAGAAAA